This is a messenger RNA of Lindgomyces ingoldianus, 266 nucleotides long. RefSeq lists its product as uncharacterized. The record is from RefSeq and is a predicted model, not a curated record. The coding region runs from base 73 to 243 and encodes 56 amino acids. The transcript has a single exon. Lineage: Eukaryota; Fungi; Ascomycota; Dothideomycetes; Pleosporales; Lindgomycetaceae.
UGGUGGUGGUCAAUAAUCCAUGAGAUGAAUCUGAUGAGUAGAGGAGAGAUUCUGAACAAGGCCUAGUGUGUGAUGGCUAUGCUCUGCGCAUGUUUCCUUUGUUCUUGCCCGCGAUGGGCGGCUAUCUGUAUUGUGUAUAACUCCUUCGGUAAUGUGGGGUACUAUGGGUGGACAAGUGAAUGGGAAAAAGAGAAAUUUUUUAUGGCGAUUAUGGAUGGCAUUGUAGUAUAUGUAGCGAUGUAGGUGUCGUCGACUUUGAAUGCAGG